AAAGCGUUGAACAAAAAAUGUCUGCAGGACCCUCAGCUGUGCCAGAUUCACCCGCAGAGGCCGACUCUCUUCGUGCACAGAUAUUCCAGAGAUUACAUCCACGUGCCUAUCUUGAACGCUUUCUUGCCGAGAAUGUCAGACCCGAUGGGCGUGCAUUUAGUGAAUGGAGGGAUGUCUCUCUAAAUGUCGGAUCAAUCUCUACCGCUGAUGGUUCGGCCCUGGUGCGAAUGGGCGAUACCACCGUUGUCUGUGGCGUCAAGGCAGAAAUCGCAGAACCCGAGUUAGACCACCCCGAUGAAGGAUACCUCGUACCCAAUCUUGAUCUCCCCGCCAUGUGUUCUUCCAAAUUCAAGCCUGGACCUCCCACAGAAGAAGCCCAGGUGCUAUCCGACAGACUCAACCAGGCUCUAGUCAUGUCGGGGGUUAUUUCUCUAUCGUCCCUUUGCAUCCACUCUGGGCGUUCCGUUUGGACACUGUACGUCGACGCGACAUGCAUCAACUAUGCCGGAAAUGCUUUUGACGCGACGCUAUUGGCCAUGGUCGCUGCUCUAAAAAAUACUCGAAUACCUCAGGCUUCUUUUGACGAAGAAAGUGGUCGUACGGUCUGUUCUAGGAAGAACAGAGUGCCAUUGACUCUUUCGCGGUUCCCAACGUCAGCGUCCUUUGGAAUUUUUGACGCAUCACAAAUCCUAGCGGAUCCAACAGCAUUCGAAGAGCCAUUGUUAGAUGCUACGGUCUGUGUCGUCGUAGAUGAGGAACCUGAGUUGAUAUCUGUCAAUGGAGUUGGGUUGGGGAUUACGACAACUGUAGACUCGCAGAAAACGAUCCAGGCUUGUAUUUCAGCAGCCAAAAACCGUAGCUUAGAGCUUCAAAAACUGCUUUGACUCGCAUCAUA
This is a messenger RNA of Serpula lacrymans var. lacrymans S7.9, 895 nucleotides long. RefSeq lists its product as uncharacterized. The record is from RefSeq and is a predicted model, not a curated record. Gene Ontology annotation, cellular component: cytoplasmic exosome (RNase complex); nuclear exosome (RNase complex). The transcript is spliced from 6 exons. NCBI's taxonomy places the organism in Eukaryota, Fungi, Basidiomycota, Agaricomycetes, Boletales, Serpulaceae. Gene Ontology annotation, biological process: TRAMP-dependent tRNA surveillance pathway; nuclear polyadenylation-dependent mRNA catabolic process; exonucleolytic trimming to generate mature 3'-end of 5.8S rRNA from tricistronic rRNA transcript (SSU-rRNA, 5.8S rRNA, LSU-rRNA). Bases 18 to 884 code for a protein of 288 amino acids.